AGAGGGCGUGACGAUUAUAAUAGAAGUGCUGUGUUGAAGACCAAACCGCGGUCCGAAUGCGUCAAGAUCUUGGACUUCAGGGAGGUAGAGAGUUCGGCGAAGUCGUGUCAGAUAUUGGACAAUAGAGAGGUGGUCCAGAUGAUUGCUGAUGCAGAAGUACUGGAUGGGUUGGUAACUGACAGGAGAGGCGGAAUAGGUGUCGUAAUAGUCAGAUGUAAAAAAUGA
Messenger RNA from Serpula lacrymans var. lacrymans S7.9, 225 nucleotides. RefSeq lists its product as uncharacterized. The record is from RefSeq and is a predicted model, not a curated record. The transcript has a single exon. Lineage: Eukaryota; Fungi; Basidiomycota; Agaricomycetes; Boletales; Serpulaceae. The annotation marks the transcript as partial.